Striga asiatica is the source of this 558-nucleotide messenger RNA. The record is from the annotation of a GenBank genome assembly. Lineage: Eukaryota; Viridiplantae; Streptophyta; Magnoliopsida; Lamiales; Orobanchaceae.
AUGCCGUCCCCACGGCCGAGGCCCGAAGAUUUCGACUCGCAAGACGACUUGAGUGAUUUUUUUCUCGAGUCCGAUUCUUCCGGGCUUUUCCCGGGCCUUUCCGCGGAGCCCGACUCGACAUCCGAGCCGGACCUCGACCAUCCGCCGCCAAUCAUGACAAAACCGGUUACCGGGCCGAGGAGGAAUGUAGGCCCGGCCCGAAAGUCAUUCUCCCGGGCCGUAGGGGUGAAGGUGAAGUUCCGUGGGAACGGGCCGAGAACGGGAACGAAAGUCAACCGAAGAGGGAGUAAGGGCCCGAACAGGGUUGGGGAAAACCGGCCCGGCCCGUUUUACGCCGAGAGUCUAGCGAUCGUGAAGGCCUCGGUCGACCCAGAACGGGACUUCCGGGAGUCGAUGGUGGAGAUGAUUAUGGAGAAUAAUAUAUGGGCUUCGAAGGACCUCGAGGAUCUUCUCGCGUGUUACCUCUCGUUGAACUCGAAUCGGUAUCACGGGCUGAUUAUUCGGGCCUUCGAGCAAAUAUGGUUCGGGCUCAUGUCUGAUCAUCAGCAGGAUUUUUAG